AUGGUAUUAUUCUUCUCCACUUCAGGAUCGAAAGUGAAGAAAAUUGGAAUUGUGGGCGCCGGUGUUGCAGGCCUGCAAGUUGCUCGGUCACUCAAGGAGAGGGGGUUCGACUGUGUUCUUUUUGAUAAGGCGCCUGAUGUUGGAGGUCUUUGGCGAGAAAAUUACACUGGCUUUGGAAUUCAGGUUCAACGUAAACUCUUCGAGUUUCCCGAUUUCCCUGCUUCAUACGGUGAUUAUGCAUCUGGUCCUGAGAUCCAAGAGUAUAUCAAGUCAUUUGCUAUCAAGCAUGAUAUUCUAUCGAAGACUAGGCUGAACACGACCGUGGAGAAGAUUGCCCGAAGACCUGACGGAGAACGGGGAUGGGAAUUGACUGUCAAGACCCCAACUGGAAACCAAGAGAAACACACGUUCGAUUACACCGUCAUCUGCCAAGGUAUGUACUCUACCACGCCGAACAGGAUUCAUUACGAAAAUGAGGGUCAAUUCGCGGGGAAGAUCUUACACUCCAGCGAGUACCUCAGCCCGUCGAUCUCCGAAGGAAAGAAAGUUGUUGUUGUCGGUUCCGGCAAGUCUGCGAUCGACAUUGCAAUGAACGCUGGGGAGGUGGGAAACAGAUCGACACUUCUAUUUAGAAACGCCCAUUGGGGAACACCUCGCCUCAUCGCUGGUCUCAUCCCUGUUCGUUUCGUCUUCGCUAGUCGAUUUGGUCAAGCACUUGUGAGCUGGUAUAAGGGAGCUUGGCCCUCGCAAGGGGCAGCCAUCAAGAUUGCCCAUCAAAUCCUUUCGCCCGUGAUCAGUGGAGCCUUUCGGGUCGUGGAAGCAAUCUUCGCUUUCCAAUUCAAUCACAAGGGCAAAUGGAAACCAAGCAUGGACUUUGUCAAGGAUUUCUAUGGAUACGCACAGAUUCACUGCCCAACAUUCACCAACAUGGUUAGCGCAGGGAAAGUCCAGACAGUCCAAGGAGAAAUUCAAAGAUUUACUCAGGAUGGUGUCAUUCUGAAGGACGGAAGCAAGCUGGAGGCUGAUGUAGUGGUUCUUGGUACAGGAUUCUUGAAGAAGUACGCCUUCUUCGAUGCAGCGAUGGUCAAACAGCUUGGAGUGGAAGAAGAUGGACUGUACCUGUACAGGCACAUCCUGCCAUCACAUGUCCCCGACAUGGCCUUCGUAGGCGCUGAGUCAGCAAGCCUCUCCAACAUCACAACCUUCGCCAUACAAUCUGAGUGGCUCGCUCGCCUUUUGAACGGAGAGCUGAAACAGCCCGAACCAAGCGUGAUGGCAGAUGAAAUCAACAAGAUAAAGGAAUGGAAGAGAUCGUGGAUGCCAUUUACGACUUCUCGGGCUGGAAUAAUUCUGGCGCACUGGAUCCACUACCACGAUGAGCUGCUGAAAGACAUGAAGAUUCCUCAUCGGCGGAAAGGUACCAACUACCUCGCCGAGGUCUUCGCUCCUUACGAGCCGAGCGACUACCGCGACGUCUUGACGACGAGCGUCAAGAGUGCAUAG
Guillardia theta CCMP2712 is the source of this 1503-nucleotide messenger RNA. RefSeq lists its product as hypothetical. Bases 1 to 1503 code for a protein of 500 amino acids. The transcript is spliced from 7 exons. The record is from RefSeq and is a predicted model, not a curated record. Gene Ontology annotation, molecular function: N,N-dimethylaniline monooxygenase activity; flavin adenine dinucleotide binding; NADP binding. Lineage: Eukaryota; Cryptophyceae; Pyrenomonadales; Geminigeraceae.